AGUAACAGCUACACAAAACACGAAGCGUAGUGGGGAGCCCGGUGAGAGUUGUUUUGACGCUCACUUUCUAUGGGAAACUGCAAAAUGUUUCCAGAUUAGUAAACAGCGUCUUUCUACGGGACGAUGACGACCUAAAGGAGAGUUGAGAUGGCGGUAGACCUGGCGAAGAACGCCGGCUUCGACCGAGAAGUCGUGCGGACUCGGCGGGGCGAUCACCAGGAGUACUUCUCGUCCCUCCUCUGCAAGGACAAGCGGUCUCACGAGGCCCUAGAGAUGCUCGUCUCUGACCUGCACGCGGACAAGGAGGGCACGGUCAGCACUUUCCUGAGCCACUCGGGGUCCGAGGAUUUCCUGUGGGGGCUGGUCAGGCUGCUGGACACCGAUAACCCAAGAGUUGGAGGGAAUGCAGCGUACAUCCUGGGUACGAUAGCGGAGAACGAGCUAGGCGCAGCACGGGUCCUGAGCCUGACCAAUGGGAAGGCAGGAGAGCAGAUCCUGGACGACCUGACCAACAUGCUGACCCUGACUGACGCAGAGUCGGUCAUGAACGCUGCAGGGACCAUCGGGACACUGGCUGAGAGCUCAGAAGGACGUGAUUGGAUGCUAGGAGAGCCCCAUCUGGACAACACUGUCAGUAACGUCACCAACCUGCUCACAUCUAACAACCAGUGGAUAGCCAGUAAUGCUGCAUUGGUGCUGGCCAGGUUGACGAUAUCAGAAACCGGCUGUAACCGGAUUCUGGACCAUGAGAGCUCACAGCUGGUCCUGACCAAACUGGUCCUGUCUCUGGGGGUGGACAAAGCUGGACUGGGGAUGAAUUCUGCCUUUGCUGUGGGCCGUCUGUGUGACAUGGAGCCAGGGAGGUCACGACUACUCAGUCUGCCGGACUCAGAGAAAAUGUUUACCUCCCUUGGCAAAAUGCUGUGCCACGGAGACACGGGAUCCAGCAAAAACGCCUGCUUUGCCGUCAGCUGCCUGGCGACCAGCCCCGAGGGCCACGCCCGGUUGCUAGGCAGCAGGAGCUGCAAUGAGCUGCUGACAGCGCUAGGCCGUCUCCUCAAGGCAGAGGAUGGCGAGACGGGAUGGUUCGCUGCCAUGACACUGAGGACACUGGCUAGUGUAGGGAAGGGUGUAGUUAGACUGAGAGAUCAUGCAGAGGUGGUCCGUUCUCUUAAGGAGACUGAGUCCAGGGAAAAUGUCAGUCCAGACCUGCGCGAUGAGGUCAUCACAACAUUAGAAAUCCUCAAGAGGUUGGAGAGACCAAACCCACCCAGAAUAGAAGUGAGAGGGCCCCACUCAUGUGAAGCUGCAUGGGAUGCCAGCACAACGAAGAGUGGUCUGCCCAUCACAUACAGACUUUAUGAUGGUAACAGAAUAGCAUACAGAGGAGCUGACCUACACUGUGUGGUGGAUGGUUUACAGCCGUACACACAGUACACCUUCAGACUACAGGCUGCUACAGAGGGAGACGGCAGUCCACAGAGUGACCCUGUUAUCGUUAGGACAGAGGAGUCAAUCCCAGGGGAGCCCACGGGGUUGCGUGUGAUCAAUGCCACCACAACCCAGCUCAAGGUGUGCUGGUCUCAACCCCUCCGGCCAAACGGAGUCAUCAAGGGAUAUGCAGUAUACCAAGGUAAAACUCAGACAGAGACCACACAGGAACUCAGCAGCAUUAUCUCUGGUCUACAGCCACAGACAACCCAUGAUAUACAUAUAUGUGCAAUAACAAACAAAGGAAAAGGCCCUCGAGCAAGUGUCAAGGGAAGAACAGAAGACCUUGGUGCCCACGCUCCAGAGAAGCCGUCGCUGACAGUCCAGGGUCGUCACGAGGUGUUCGCCACCUGGGACCUGCCGGAGGUCCUGCUGGGCAGACUGACCAAGUUUGAGCUCCACGUGAACGGGAAGAUCGUCUACUCCGGCACCGACAGGUCAUUCAAGGUCACCAGACUCAAGCCUGACACCGACUACUCUGUCACUGUUGUUGCCGUGACCAACCAGGGCAAGUGUGAGAGCGAAGCUGCCAAAGUACGGACAGCCAAGGACGAAUAUUCCUCAGCCUCAGGAGGACCUCUGCAUGUACCCAAGCAGCUCACUGUGGAGACAAAAGACUCUGAUCAAGUCAGUGUUGGAGGAGGUUCCAAAAAGAAGAUGAACCACACGUGGGAAGGACCCAAGAUGAACCGAGUCAGCACACCAACCCGUGCACACAGGGACCGCGGGAAAACAAUGAGCGCCAGCAGCAGUGGUAGCGGUGACAGUAGGAACCCGGAGAGGGUGACCAGAUCCAAGUCUUAUGACUCUGGUUUCUCCGACUACAAGGAUAAACCAGUGAAGGUCAAGUACACAACAAAGCCAACACCAGUGCUCCAGCCCCUCCCCAUGGCCCAGGCCUCGUCCACAGACCUGGCUGAAGACCUCAACCCACAGUCAUCACACAUACAGGUAGAAGCUGUCAAUCAAAAAGGUUAUGAAGCCUUUGCCAGACAAAACCGACCCGAAACCCCAAAGGGGACGGGAUCCAAGACUAAAGUACGGUCUUACUGGAAGGAGCCUGUGAAGAACUCAGAAAUGUACAAGCCAAAUGUAAAACUAGAAAAGCUGAGGCCGUGGCCACCAGAACUUGGGAACGGCAAGAGGGUGGUUUCACCGCCAAGUAGGAAAGACUCCUCCUCACCAAAACAGGAACAGGGUAAAGAUCAGACUGUUAGGUACACUUCUCCAGCUAAAGUACAAUUUAUUGACAACAAGAAGGGACAAGACUCGAAAAUGGUAGAAGAUGAAGCAAAAAGACAAACAAGAACUCGUGAAAGACCAACUGCUGCUCGGCGUCCGAGUAGCCAGGAAACCGUGGAAUCAAACGAAGGUCAAAGGACUCCAACGUCACCUAAAGUAAGGACGUUCUCACCCGAUAUUCCUCAUCAUAGGAAAGGGUCAGGGAACCACAGAUAUGUAGCAGCUAAUUCUGAAACUGGAGAUUCACAAAGGCAUCACCGCGAGCAUCUCUCCUCAGGGCACCAGAAUCACUCGGACUUCAAGCGUUCGGCGACCUCUGGACGUGGUUCAACGUCAAGUGGUUCAGUGCACUAUGUCACCAUGGACUCAUUUCCAGACAAUGGUGGCGCUGGGCAAGAAAACACAGAUGGUUUUCCUCCAGACAUGGGAGACUUACCGGAAGCAUUGAUAGAUGGGAGGACUUUUGAACCAGGUGGUGAUUUCCGGAAGGGAAGCUGGGAUUACAGAAGAUCUUCUACAGAAGAUGUCAGAACUGGGACUUGCAUUGACAGUAAAGAGGGAAGAGUGUUCCACAGUCUGUCUGACACAGAGAACACAAAAGGCACCAAGAAGUUUCGUGAGAUGAGACUACCCCACCCUAACCCUAUAACCAGAAGAACACAGGAUCCUACUGUAGAGAUUUCAGUUGGGAAAGGGUUUGCAGCAGUACCCAGUAGUUAUGUACAGAGGACCGAGGCCUUCAUUAAAACACACAGACCAGCGGUAAGAAAGUCCCUGAUCUCCCACUACCCCCCUACCCGAGUCGUCCCACCCCCCAGCCUGGCAGGAGGGGGUAACAAGAGCAUGUGGCAGCCUGAGUUUCCCUCCCGCCCCCUGGAGAAGAGCAACUCCAACAAGUUUGUGCCGAUGCAGUACAGAACCCAGCCCCUCAACAUGCCCACACCCGGGCUGCACAGGGAGGGCACCAUCCCCAACCUCUUCAGCAAAAGUGCAUUCCUGCAGAAGUUAGAAGCCCUGGGAUACACUGGGUCCCGAGCCAACCUCAGACCCAUGUAUGACGGCACAUCGGAGAAGAAACCUGGUGCCAAGGCAGCUGCAACUGAGAAGGAUAGGUCACCUCCAGCCCAUCUAAAGACCAGCAAAGAUCCACACAACCACGCCUCCUGUCAGUACUCUCCGGCACUGCAGCACAGCCUGACGGCACACCACAACAGACAUGCAGUUCCUGUGGUCACCGAGUCUGUCUGUGUACCUGCUACCUCCCCCUCCCCUGAUCAUGUACUACAGAGCCCCAGUUGACACUGAGUUGUGCUUUUAUCUUAUCUUAAUGUUCAUUCCACAACAUAAGAAGAGUAUGGGUGACCCAGUGUUCUUGGCUGGAAUGUGGAAAAGCUGCAUUGCACUAUCAGCUACCACAAUAGAAUUACGCUUUGUCUCAAGCAUUACCCUUUGAGUGAGAACAACAUGACUUCUAUGAAAGUCACAAUGAAAUAGUCUUUUCAUCACAGCAUACAUGUACUCUCUCAGGCAGCUAAAA
This is a messenger RNA of Branchiostoma belcheri (Belcher's lancelet), 4270 nucleotides long. RefSeq lists its product as uncharacterized. The record is from RefSeq and is a predicted model, not a curated record. NCBI's taxonomy places the organism in Eukaryota, Metazoa, Chordata, Leptocardii, Amphioxiformes, Branchiostomatidae. Gene Ontology annotation, molecular function: protein binding. The coding region runs from base 148 to 4032 and encodes 1294 amino acids. The transcript has 24 exons.